GUGGCGUGGGGGGCUGUAGAUGUGCGACAUCGAGCGCCUUUGUUAUCAAAAAGUGCAGCGUGUGCGCGCUGUGGCUGUUUCAUUAGUCGCCAACUGUCUGCAAGCAGUUUGACGAAAGUCGAGCAGUAAUUUGGGGACGGAAAUAGGUGGCACUAGUUAGGCAGCAUGAGGGCUCACGUUACAGUCUGAACGAGAUGCAGAUGGUACCGGUAAGGGCUUUAUGGCUUUGCCACCCGUGUAGGUGAGUAGCUACACUCCCACUGACCUGGACUUGGGGUGCACGGCAGAGCCAAAACGGCUUCCUUGUGCUCCCGCUACAGGCGUACCGCUCAGUGCGUUCCAUGGCGGAGAUGGAGCUACGAGCAGGCGUGGUGGACUUCACCCGGCAAACCGAUUCGGGCUGCAGGACGCUGCUGCGUUUGCAUCGCUCGCUGCUGUGGCUCGCCAUGACGUUGGACGGGCUGACGCACCCCCCCGACCGGCACGGGCGCCUCAAAACACCCGGCGAGCUCAGCAGGGACGCCUACCAGGUGGCGCUGGCCCCGCACCACCCGUGGGUGCUCCGGCAGGCCGCGGAGCUGGUCUUCCUUGCCCUCCCCGAGCGGGAAUACUUCCUCCGGCUGGUGUGCGCCCAGAACCGGCACGAGGCAGAGCCCGUCCUGCGCGUCGUCAUCCGCGCUCUGGAAAACGUCCACGCUGCGACGCAGCGCAUUCUCGAGGAGCACGCCAUGCUGGACCUGCCCUGAAGGUGCCCGCGCGUCACGGAG
Molecule: messenger RNA, 767 nt
Organism: Syngnathoides biaculeatus (alligator pipefish)
Lineage: Eukaryota; Metazoa; Chordata; Actinopteri; Syngnathiformes; Syngnathidae
Product: ceramide-1-phosphate transfer protein-like
Exons: 2
Coding region: 342-746 (134 amino acids)
Biological process (GO): ceramide transport; intermembrane lipid transfer
Cellular component (GO): cytoplasm; cytosol; membrane
Molecular function (GO): ceramide 1-phosphate transfer activity; ceramide 1-phosphate binding
Source: RefSeq, a predicted model, not a curated record